AUGGCAAUCCAAGGCUGCUUAUAUAUCUUGACCAUAUCGCAACAGAUCUACGCGUAUUCACCAGAUACUGGCGUUAAAGGUCCCCGAUUUGUCCUCCACCUCUGUCCCAAAGUUAAUCAAGACACCAGGAAUCAACUCAAGCCCUCCAACCUCAUCAAUUUCUCUGGUAUCAUCGCCGGUCUCAAAGUACAAAGCCUCCAUAUAAUACUCAUCGGUGAUUUGAAAGUUAUUCAACAGUACCCACAAAUCUUAGCACUCGACCCUGAAGCUGAAAAUUCCUCCGUCUUUGUCUGUGAAUUUCAACCUGUUCAAAGCCAUCCCCUUGCCCUGGACCUCAACAACGUUUACCAUGUCCACGCUUACAUCACCAAAACAAGUAACGGAAUAAUCCAGCUCAAAGUCACACAUAUGUUUGAUUACAAGCUCUCUCUUCACAUCAGUGCCAAAGGUCUCGAAACUCGUCCUUAA
Puccinia triticina is the source of this 468-nucleotide messenger RNA. RefSeq lists its product as uncharacterized. The record is from RefSeq and is a predicted model, not a curated record. The transcript is spliced from 5 exons. NCBI's taxonomy places the organism in Eukaryota, Fungi, Basidiomycota, Pucciniomycetes, Pucciniales, Pucciniaceae. The coding region runs from base 1 to 468 and encodes 155 amino acids.